This is a messenger RNA of Annulohypoxylon maeteangense, 2314 nucleotides long. RefSeq lists its product as uncharacterized. Bases 133 to 2124 code for a protein of 663 amino acids. The transcript is spliced from 4 exons. Gene Ontology annotation, molecular function: protein binding. Lineage: Eukaryota; Fungi; Ascomycota; Sordariomycetes; Xylariales; Hypoxylaceae. The record is from RefSeq and is a predicted model, not a curated record.
ACAUCAAUCCCACCCCUGCGCUACCACUAAUUUCUAGUAUAGAAAUCAUCUGGUUACACAUGACCAACAUCUAACUCCCGUAAGUGUCUCUGAUUACCUAUAGUAUGCUUACUAAACACAUAAUCACAUCUCAUGGCUGAGGCUUUGGGUGUAAUUGCUAGUAGCAUUGCCGUUGCCCAAGUAGCUGGCAAGGCUGCAGGCACAGUUAUAAAGCUCAAACGACUAUGGGAUGAGGUACAGGAUAUCCCCGAAAAUGUAGCGGACUUGAUGGAACAGAUCGAUUGUCUAGAUCCGGCGCUUUGGGAAGCCGAGCAGCACUUUAUCCAAAAUCAGCUUUCUCCUUGUCUCUGGAACGACACAGCCGCGAUCCGAAGCGCGAAAUACUGUCGCAAGGCUCUGCGGAAGCUCACAGACGUUGCUGACGAUUUAGCUUCACAAAUCAACUCAAAAAGGCGAGCCGAACGUGGAAUAUCACGCGUCAAAGUCUUAUUAAAAAAGGAUAGGCUUCGAGAUCUUGAAAGGCGCUUGGAAAGUGCUGUGAGAUUGCUUCAGCUUGCUCAACAAGGAUACCUUGUAACACUUGUGAAACUCCAACCCGACAUUAUUGCUUCCAAACUUAUGUUACAAUUAGAUACAGUCCGGCGCCCGAAUAGCCUGUGUGCCAAUGACACAGAAAUGAACGAUAAGGAAACGAAGCAUCAACAUCGCUCCACUGACUGGAGUCCCCGGAGUAUAGAGGCUGCGCCUCCUUUAAAGAAGGGAAGAUUAAGGGUCUGGAAAGAAUCACCUGUAUUUGGCGUUGUCGACAUUGCAUCAACAUCAGAUGGCGUCGCCGUUGAUAUCCAACCCCCUUGGUGGCUUACGGGUAUACUGGACGCGUGGUCUUUCAAUAUCGUCAAAUCAUAUUCGGGCUGGAAAUUCCACUUACAAAGCUAUCCUAUCAGGCCAAAUGAAUCAUUGAUUUUCGACGUUGUACGCUGGGACGAUACAGAGAAGCUUCAAGCUAUGUUUCGCACAGGGGACGCUUCACCAUUUGAUCGCAACGAGAUUGGAUCAAGUAUCUUACAUAUCGCUGUACAAACAAUGUCAGUAAAUGUAAUCAGAUUCCUGAAAGAGAUGAGCCUUGAUAUAGACUGCCAAGAUGGCGAAAGUUGUCUCGCGAUAGACUACAUUCCUUGGGUUGUAAACUACACGAUUCCUAGUGAUCCUCAUAUGUGGUCGGAGUAUAUUUCGUUAAUGUCGUCCGAACUCUUCAUGACGCGAGAUGUUGAAGAUUAUCGAGGAUAUUGUAGAUGCAUACCUGUAGCAAAUGCGGAUGAUUUCCGAAAACUACAGUCCAUCACCUGCCCAGCUCACGAUGAAACGCCAUUCUAUACUCGACUAUUUAGAGUGGAGGUAUUUUCAAUAAAAUUGAGAGCUCAAUUUAAAUUCGAAACGUUUCAAUAUAUCCUCGGUCUAGAUCUCGACAAGGAUCUCGACGCAGUGUACGAUUUCGACAGUUAUCCCACACGGCUAAGUCACAUUAUAGCAAAUAUUAUUUCGGCCCUCGAUAUACAACCGACUAUGACCAAAACCCAGGAAGGCGAGAUUGAAAAGUGGAUUAAUUUUGCUUCUAGUAUUUAUCGUGGAUCAAACAUAAACAGCCUUUCAUCCAUGGCUCUAGACGCAGGAAAAUUCAAGUAUUUGAAAAUUAACGGUACUAUACAACUGACGCCUCUAUUAUACAUAAUUCUAUCUGGGGGCCAUCACGCGUUGUUUGGUGGUAAGAAACAAUUUGAACGUUUGUUGAAAACGGAUCUUCGACAUUGGUUUUCUUUCCUAAAAACAAUUGGCACAGAUCUCAUCGAGUAUGGACGCGAAGAGAUGAGGAUUCUCUGCACUAAUAACCUCAAAUAUCUCGCCAUAUUUAAACGGCUUUAUUUUCGGAAGAAUCUUGAUAUGUCCGAGUUCAGCUGGCUGGGCUACCUGAGGUUGAUAAGCUUUCAAUUUGGACCCGAUGUGGACGACUGGAAAGUGUUAUGGAACGAGCCUACGGAUGAAUUUGCGGGGGACUUCUGGAAUAUGGUUGAGGACCCAAUUCUUAGCAUCCCAGGAGCAUGGUAUGAUGUCGACUGCGAAGGAUAAUCCGGGUAACGAUAAGCCUCAAGGAUAAGGUAUUAGUAAGAUGUCAGGGUUAGGUGUACUGGUCGCCGCUUUAAUUUCCUCGUCGUUGAAGAGAGGAGUUGUGAUGGAUAUUUUUCUCUUCGGCCUACCUGGUAUAUAAGUAGGUAUAUAUCUAACAAUAUGUGCCAUUUCUUGGAAUAGGAAACCGAAG